AUGGAAGAUGUCCAAUUGGUGACUUAUACCAACCGAAGCUUCCUUGUUGGCUUACGGUAUAAGGCUAUAAGCCACUUAAGAUUUGACAUUAACAUUGGGCCUUUGCCGAACUGGACUCUAAAAGAAGUAAGUGAGCUUCUAUUGGGCCGGACUCGAGUACGAAGCUAACUAACAAUCACAAAACUGCUCAUCGAAUAUCAAUUAUUUGUGCAUCGCAGCUGCUCCGACCCAAAAGCUCUGUGGACGAUUUCAAGUCAAAUGCGUAAUGAGGACAUUGUUCUGCUGCUCAUCAGGAAGCUUGAAAUUUCCUUUCUUUAAAUCAUAUUUCUCUGAUCCAGGUCUUCAGCUUUUACUUAGUAUCAUCAGUCAACGAAACAGCUCAAAAAACUUCUUUUAUAUCAUCUCUGUGAUGGAAGCUUUUCAAAAAAUUGGAUGG
Arabidopsis lyrata subsp. lyrata is the source of this 436-nucleotide messenger RNA. RefSeq lists its product as uncharacterized. Lineage: Eukaryota; Viridiplantae; Streptophyta; Magnoliopsida; Brassicales; Brassicaceae. The record is from RefSeq and is a predicted model, not a curated record.